Manis javanica (Malayan pangolin) is the source of this 3862-nucleotide messenger RNA. RefSeq names its product coagulation factor XIII A chain (gene F13A1). The record is from RefSeq and is a predicted model, not a curated record. NCBI's taxonomy places the organism in Eukaryota, Metazoa, Chordata, Mammalia, Pholidota, Manidae. Gene Ontology annotation, molecular function: protein-glutamine gamma-glutamyltransferase activity. Gene Ontology annotation, biological process: blood coagulation, fibrin clot formation; peptide cross-linking.
CUUGAGUCCUUUGGAGGAAGUACCCCUGAGCCGCACAGAGCCAGCUUGCGCUAGGGUACCUCGGAGGGAACCGCAGAAGAGCUUGUGAAGCUGAGAAUGUCAGAGACCUCGGGGACCACCUUUGGGGGCAGGAGAGCUGUCCCCCCCAACAACUCCAAUGCAGCAGAGAACGACCCUCCCACCAUGGAGGUGCAGGGGCUGGGGCCCCGGGGCGUCAUUCCGCAAGAUUACCUUAAUGUCACGAAUGUUCACCUGUUCAAGGAGAAAUGGGAUGCCAACAAAAUGGAUCACCACACCGACAAAUAUGACAGCAACAGUUUGAUUGUACGUAGAGGGCAGCCUUUCCUCAUCCAGGUUGACUUCAAUCGUCCAUAUGACCCCAGAAGGGAUCUCUUCAGAGUGGAAUAUGUCAUUGGUCGUUAUCCUCAGGAGAACAAGGGAACCUACAUCCCAGUACCUGUUGUGUCAGAGCUCCAACAUGGCACAUGGGGGGCUAAAGUUGUCAUGAGAGAGAACAAGUCUGUCCGGCUGUCUAUCCAGUCUUCCCCAGAGUGCAUUGUGGGGAAAUUCCGCAUGUAUGUUGCUGUCUGGACCCCCUAUGGCAUAAUCCGCACUAGCAGAAACCCAGAAACAGACAUGUACAUUCUCUUUAAUCCUUGGUGUGAAGAGGAUGCUGUGUACCUGGAUAAUGAUAAAGAAAGAGAAGAGUAUGUCCUGAAUGACAUCGGGGUUAUUUUUUAUGGCAAUGUCAGUGACAUCAAGAGUAGAAGCUGGAGCUAUGGCCAGUUUGAGGAUGGUAUCCUCGACACUUGCCUGUAUGUGAUGGACAAAGCACAAAUGGACCUUUCGGGAAGAGGGAAUCCCAUCAAAGUUAGCCGUGUUGGGUCUGCAAUGAUUAAUGCCAAAGAUGACGAAGGUGUCCUCGUGGGAUCCUGGGACAAUAUCUAUCCCUAUGGCAUCCCCCCAUCAGCCUGGACUGGAAGUGUUGACAUUCUGUUGGAAUACCAGAGUUCUAAGAAUCCGGUCCGAUAUGGUCAGUGCUGGGUUUUUGCUGGUGUCUUUAACACAUUUUUACGAUGCCUUGGGAUACCGGCAAGAGUGGUUACCAAUUAUUUCUCAGCCCAUGAUAAUGAUGCCAACUUGCAAAUGGACAUCUUCCUGGAAGAAGAUGGGAACGUGAACUCCAAACUCACCAAGGAUUCAGUGUGGAACUACCACUGCUGGAAUGAAGCCUGGAUGAAGAGGUCUGACCUUCCUGUUGGAUUUGGAGGUUGGCAAGCCGUGGACAGCACCCCCCAGGAAAAUAGUGACGGGAUGUAUCGGUGUGGUCCAGCCUCUGUUCAAGCCAUCAAACAUGGCCACGUUUGCUUCCAGUUUGAUGCACCCUAUGUGUUUGCAGAGGUCAACAGUGACCUUGUUUACAUUACAGCUAAGAAAGAUGGCACUCAUGUGGUUGAAACUGUUGAUGCUACCCAUAUCGGGAAAUUAAUUGUGACCAAACAAAUUGGAGGAGAUGGCAUAAAUGAUAUUACUGAUACCUACAAAUUCCAAGAAGGUCAAGAGGAAGAGAGACUGGCCCUAGAAACCGCAAUGAUGUAUGGGGCUAAAAAACAGGUCAACACAGAAGGCAUCAUCAAGCCGAGGUCUGACGUGGACAUGGACUUUGAAGUGGAAAAUGCCGUGCUGGGAAAAGACUUCAAGGUCACCAUCACCUUCCAGAACAAUAGCCCCAAUCACUACAGCGUCUCAGCCUAUCUCUCAGGCAACAUCAUCUUCUACACCGGGGUCUCCACAGCAGAAUUCAAGAAGGAGACAUUCGACGUGAGGCUGGAUCCCUUGUCCUUCAAGAGAGAGGAGGUGCUGGUCAGAGCAGGCGAGUACAUGGGCCAGCUGCUGGAACAAGCAUCCUUGCACUUCUUCGUCACAGCCCGCGUCAACGAGACCAAGAAUGUUCUGGCCAAGCAGAAGUCCACUGUGCUGAUGAUCCCCACGGUCAUCAUCCAGGUCCGUGGUGCUAAGGUGGUUGGCUCUGACAUGGUUGUGACAGUUGAGUUCACCAAUCCUUUAAAAGAAACUCUAAAAAAUGUUUGGAUAUACCUGGACGGUCCAGGAGUGUUGAAACCAAUGAGGAAGAUGUUCCGUGAAAUCCGACCCGACUCCACUGUGCAAUGGGAAGAGGUGGUUCGGCCAUGGGUCUCCGGCCCUCGAAAGCUGAUAGCCAGCCUGACCAGUGACUCCCUGAGACACGUGUUUGGCGAGCUGGACUUGCAGAUUCAAAGACGACCUUCUGUGUAAAUGCACAGUGGACUGAGAUGGACUCAGUCACUUGACCCCUUGCAGUCUCAGCUAAGCAAAGUUUAAUGCAAAAAUAGUCAGCUCUUGCUUUAACUUAGGUGUGAAGACAUGGGACUGGGUAGGGUCCCAUAGCAGUGAUGCCAGGUAUUUCAAAGGCAUAUUUUUCAGUAUGGAAGUUAGUUUUUAAUUGUUCCACCUUCCAAAGGAUUCGAGUAUUAGCUUUAAUUAAGCUCUAAUUAAGCUCUCAUAGCUCAUAUAUAUAAAAGUUAUCAUUUAUCACUGCAAAAGGCUACAGAUCCAUAUAUCAGAGGACUUCCCUUAGCAAUACCUGGCCUCAUGUUAAACAACGUUUCUUAUCCUCCACUCAGCCUUUUGGGGGUAACAAUCCCAAAAGGGAGGGAAGCAUAUGAUUUGGGUCCUAUAAUUCUGUCCCACUUUCUUAGAAUCAGAUUCUACCCUCUGUGUGAGAAUAUUUUCCCCAGGAAUUGAGUAUAAAAUCACUUUUCUUCUUGGCAAAGCCAUGGAAAGGUCUUUGAUCUUGCACCUGCAGCAAAGAGACUGCCUGCCAAAUUUCACAGAUUUACCUUGUGAGAAGAUGUGGCCCCAUAUUAACAAAUUGCAUUUGUGGGAAACUUAAUCACCUAAGAGGAGAUAUGAAAGCAGGUGCAAUACUCAGAUCUAUUAAAUAAUGUAGUUUUAUGGUGCAUUUUAUAGGUAGUAUCACACUGUGGUUUGAUCAGCAGGAACCAGUAUCCCUUACUUUAACCCCUUCUGGGCUGCAGUACUAGAAAGUAAUGAGGCUGACUUGGGACAGGUGAAAUGAAUAAUUAGUCUCUUUAAUUAACGAUUAUACUUCAUCUGUGUCUCUGGGAUCAUCUCCUUUGCACAAUGACACAGGUCCAGGUAUGUUUUUAGAGACAGAAUAAGCCCAACAAGUUGGAAAAGCUAGUAAAUUUAGUGACCAGACAGGCAGCCACUAAUUCUCUCUUGUCCUUCCCGUCACCCAUGUUGAGACCUCAUGUCAGCACUCGACACUCGGGUGUUGCGAAGUAAUAUGGACUCUGCCUUGCAAAUAGCCAGUGCUGGUGCAGACCAAACGACAGAGGACAUUGACAUCAUUUGUAUUUUGCUCCGAGGUUCCAACAGGGACCUUUGGAUAUUUAUUUGCAAGGCUGAUUUGUGAUCAAAAUUAUUGAUUAAUAUGCUUAGGGGGUGAUUUAAGUCAGUAGAUUCUGAUUCUUAGCCAAAAAAAAAAAAGAACAGUGGAGAGGAAGCUGGAGGAAAAGCCAGAAUGGAAUUCUUUGAUCUACAUAAGCACAUUUCUAAGCUUUUGAGACUGUUCCUGGGCCUUCAGCACCAGGGAUUCAUGAAGGUUAGCUGGUCCCUUUCACAGGUGGAUCAUACCUAACUCUAUUAAGUAAUCUCACAGCAUUUGCCAAGUCUUCCAAUACUCAAUUAUGAAAUAAAAUGCAUUGUAUAAAACUGUUAAACUGGCUUAGCAUAGUACAUUCUUAUUAACUAGAAUGUAAUCAAAGCUUAAAAUAAAGUCAGUCUGAUUGCAUUUGCA